Messenger RNA from Alternaria metachromatica, 1407 nucleotides. RefSeq lists its product as uncharacterized. Bases 1 to 1407 code for a protein of 468 amino acids. NCBI's taxonomy places the organism in Eukaryota, Fungi, Ascomycota, Dothideomycetes, Pleosporales, Pleosporaceae. The record is from RefSeq and is a predicted model, not a curated record. The transcript is spliced from 2 exons.
AUGAGGAGGGGGCACGAAGAAACCGAAGCAGCCGUUACUCGAGCAUUCAAACUGGCUAUCGCAAAUGAGAGGGAGGGACUCUUGAAGAUCUUACAGCAUCUGUGGCCGGAAUGGAGAGCGCUGAAGAUAACGACGGGAAAGACCUCCAAAUCGACUCCACUGCGCUUUGCCAUAGACGAGGGUAAACAGAAAUCUGCCUAUGGGCUUGUCGAUCCUACCGUUACAUCAAGAAGACAACCUAAUGCCCGCAAGAUCUUCGACAUGAUCUGGAAGUCUCAAUUGGCCGGUGGCUACCUAGAGAUUAUGCUGGAUCACCUUCAAGAGCCUAUCGACUCUAUACGUACUGACAUAAUCGAUGAAGUUAUGGGUUCCCCUACAACCAGUAACGCCGAAGCUUUGGACAUUCUGCUAGACCUAGGAAUUGAUAUCCCCGCAAUUCUUCGACAAUCGAUAUGUCAUGCGGUGCUCCCCAUGACCCAUUCACAGCAAGCAGCCAACAACAUAUGGGAAGAUAUCCUGCGAGAUGACUACACGAUUGAGCCACAGGAGCUAGAAUCAAUCCUUGCCUUCGAAGUACCAGCGACCCGUAACCUAGAUGACGAAGUUGAAGGACAUAAAGAUGCUAUCAGAACUGCAUUGAGCCCUCGGGGCGCGCACGACUGGUCUGAGGUGGUGCUUACAGCGACGAAUGCGUCAACAGAGGACCUGGAGAAGUUGAUAGCGACGGAAAAAGACAAGAACAUGCUGCAGCGUAUGUUGAAUGUCAAAGAUAAGAGAGGACACUCACUCCUAAGGUUUACGAUCUCGGAGGGCAUGGAUGAGGUCGUUGAGAAGCGAAAGAGAAGACUGAGAUACCUCGAGACUCUUCUGAUACGCGGGACCAUCGUAGCAGAGCCGGACCUGAUGAGUGCACGUGAACUUUCGUUUCGUCACGAAGGGAAUCUCGCGAGUUUCAUGCUACUGGCGGUAUAUGCCCACCGAGAUGUCUUGUCCGACUUCUUGCGCACCCUGUGUAGUGCACCGAGGGUCCACAAUGGAUUGGACUUCAGUCAUUACGCCCUAAUUGACAUUCUGCUUAGAUGUAACGCGGACCCAACACUCUUGGAUGGAAGUGGUAAGACCCCUCGAAUCGCUCUCCAUGACGCCAUGGCGAAGAGACCGAUCAAAAAGAGCUCCAGAAAGGACGACAAGGUCUUCAAGAAAAUGCAGAACACCAACCGUUUCUAUCUCGAAAAGAUUUCGGAACUUUUGCUGCGCUGGGAGAACCACAUCAAAGGUUCACUCGGUCGUAACCCAUUGGAGAUGCCAGACGGUCUAUGGAAAGCAGGACGUGACACCUUUGAUCAUGAGACAUGGGCGUGGCUGGUCGCCAGGAACCCUGAGGGCUACAAAGUGGUGGAGGAUUGA